Symbiodinium necroappetens is the source of this 2106-nucleotide messenger RNA. Lineage: Eukaryota; Dinophyceae; Suessiales; Symbiodiniaceae. The record is from the annotation of a GenBank genome assembly.
AUGGUGCCCGAAAGAAACUACCUGCAAUGGUGCGAAGACUCCAUAGACUCCCCAAGGCAGCUUGAGAAAGGCAGCGGGGUCCGGCGAUUCGUGGCCGUGGCUAUGCUGUUGCAGCCGGCGGUGGGGCAGACGCAGGAGUGUCAAUGUAACUUCACAGACAGAAGUUGGCAAGCGAAAAUGGAUGGCAUGAUCCAUCACAUCGGCAACUUUGCGCGCUUUCCUGUGUUUGAUUUCGAGGACGAUCCGGAGACAGAGUUUAUCCGGAGCUACGCAUGUGCGAAGGACGCAUUGGCAACGCCAUGCAGGCCCGAGCAGGUGGCAGAGGCUGCUGUCUGCAGCUUGCAGAUUACAUACACGACACAUCGCAAACACAGAUCUGGAUUAUCGAAGCCCUGUUUGCUGCAAAUGAUUGGUCACUGGACCGCUGCUGUGCGCUCUGAGAUGGAAGAGCAGAGGCAGAUUUGUACAAAGCUGCCCGACUCCGAUGAGAAGCUCCAGUGGUGGUACGAGAAGUUUCCAGCAAAGAAUCAGGUGAGCGAGGGUGUGAAGAAAUCCGAAGCUGAAGGCAUGCAGAAGCGUCUCGAGGAAUGCCAGGCAACCGCCCACGCUAGAGAGGAAGCCUUGAGGAGAUCGGAGCAGCUUGUCAAGGAGAUUCAGGCAAGAGUCAAGGAUGCCAAGGCUAGCGGUACCAAAAACAUCGAAGAGUUUGCUGAAACUGCGCAGUCCGUACGUUUCUUCUUGCCUUUCCUGUUUCUGUUGGGCUGCUUCUGCGAAGUCAUCCGUUACUUCGGAAAGCAGAUUGUGUGGCCCUGGUGUUCUGCCAGAGGCCGCACCUUUACGACGGAAACAUGUUCGCACAGGGGCAUGGCUUUGCUGAAUGAAGACGCGGUCGAGGAGCUUCGUGUCAUUAAGGAUCAGUUGUUCCAGUUGACAGCGGCUGCUGCUGCAGAGGGCGCGAGCAAACUGAUGGAGGGCACAACGACGCGGCUGGCUGACAACGACAGUGAGGUGUGGAGCCAUGUGAGACAGGCUCCAGAGCUCCACCGGGCAGAGAAGACUUUGCUUUUGCACGCAGGCAGCGCGGUCCUGCAGAUUUGCCCUGACCAUCGCAUUGCAUUGCCCACCGGUGAUUCGGUGCAGGCUGGCAAUCUUCGAAUCGGUCAGGAGGUCAUGUUGCAAAGUGUAGAAACCCAGCUGACCCGUCUUGAGCUCAAUUCUGCACCCACCAACGUCUUGAAGCUGGCCUUCGAUCCUGACUUGCCCGUGGAAGUCUGGGUGCCUCCGCUAUCCCGUCGAGCUCGCGAGGAGCGACUUAAGUAUAGCGGAGUCCAGCAGUGGGGACAUAGCUCCCCUGCAGAAACCAAGUCCGGCAACUACAUUUGCGCCGGAUCAGCCUCAGCCUACCAUGACUGGGAGUUUCGCACCCGCGUGCGUGUGUUGCAACACCGCGAAGAGCAAAAGCGAGAGUUGCUUCAAGAGCUGUGGGCGAAUGCAAACGCGAGUGCGCGCAGUCAGAGCCUUCGCAAAUGGGCAUCAAAGCGCGCUGGCACUGCAGAGUAUCCAUGGUAUAUAGAGCAUGCAGGUGAUGGCGAUGGCCACCCCACCGAGGGUGAGUCCAGCGGGAUCCCCGCGAGUCCGUCUAGCGACGAAGACAUAGCUAUGCAGUUGAACGCCUAUACGGCGAUUUCAGAGGAGAUUGAAGAAGAAACCAUCGGCGAAGAGUACGCCGAGGCAGUCCAGUUGGCAUAUGCCGCCACGAACACCCUUAGCCAGACCAAGGGCAAGGGCAAAGGCAAGGACAAGAGCGGUGCGGAGUUGUCGGUCACUGGGCCGGCGACGCAGAGUGCCGAUUCAAAGGCUCGGAAGCCCCAGGCCUACAUGGCUGUUGAGGACUCGGAUGGCGACGACGAGGAGAAAUGCCCGUCCAAACUCUUGGCGGAGUUCUUGGACUGGGUGCAUGAAUACUUUGUAGUCACCGACUCCGACCCCAUAGAGGAAGAGCGCAAAAAGCGUUCUGAGAUCGCGUCCAGGCAACGAAAGGAGUUGCUCCGUGUCUUCAUGGCCUUUCGCCACCUCCUACAUAUUGCCGCAAAAGCCGCGGAAUGA